AUGGACAAGCUUGACCCAGAAGAGAAACAUAAAAUUGCAACUGUAAAUAGAGAAAAAAGAGAUGCCCAGGGUGGCAUAGGCUGGAUGUACAAAGGUAUUAAGCCUGACGCAGAAGAGUAUCUUUUGGGCAAACGGCUUGACAAAUUUAUAGAGGGAGAAGAGGAGAAAAAAGAUGAGGCCAGCGUUAUAUUUGGUGAAAGAAUCAAAGCCAACAUCGCAUUGGAUAUGGCAGCCAAGAUGAGAGAAGAUCCGCUCUUUGCCAUCAGACGUAAAGAAGAGGAGUCCAGGAAAAAACUUCUGGAAAAUCCUGUCAAAAUGAAGGAGCUCCAGAAACUGAUUGAACAACAACAGAAGCUGAAAGAGAAAAAGAAGAAAUCUAAGAAAAAAAAUAAGAAACACAAGAAGUCUAAGAAUUCUGAUGACAGUGAUGAUGAUAUUAUGGCAAAAUACUUGUCGAUUCUUACUUCAAAAAAUCACAAAGAAGAAAGUAGUGACAAGAAGAAAAGACAUCAUCAGAGCAAAUACUCUAGUCAUGAUGAUGAAAGUGGAGAAGAAGAUUUGAAUCGACACAGACAAGACAAAAUGUCAUGUAGCACCGACAGGCACUCAGGUACAACUCAGAACAGAAAAACUCAGGAAGACAGCGAAAGUAACAGGCGUCUGUACAGUAGAGGCAGUGAAGUGAAACACAAAGAUUCAUGGACAGACAGAAAUAAAUCUCCAUCUAACAGUUACAGUCCUGUUCGUGAAAGACAGAAGAAAGAUCAUAGUCGAGGCAGCAGAACUAAUAGCAGAAACAUUGAUUCCGAUGUUGAUGAUGACAGAGAAAGGAAGAGAAAAGAUAAUAAUAUGGGCUUCAGAGAAAAUAAAAAAUACAAAAACAGUAAGGAUAGUAGUGCAAGUGAUGACAGUAGAACAAAGUCACCGGGUAAAGCAUCAAAACGAAGAGAUGAUAAAACUUGGCAUAAAACUGUAGAAACUUACAAGGAUAGAAAGGAAUUUGCAGAGGAAAGAUCGAGUAGAACACAGAAUGUGAAAGGUAGGACUUCUGAAUCGCAAAUGCAGAGAAAAACAUUUGUCAGUGAUGAAGGUAAUUCAUCAGAUGUCGAAAGUCCAACCACGGGUUACUUAAAAAAUCCAGAAAAAAAUGGGAAUGCAAAGACUCAUCUCAAAACUAAAAGAAAGCAUAGAUCAUCUUCGUCAUCCUCUACCUCAAGUGAAAGAUCAGAUCAUGAAAAAAAGAAAGUGGUCUCAGGCUCAAGGCAGUAUGGGCUCAUAGUUUCUAGUUCAAGCCAGACAGUUGCUAAACCCAGGCAGCAGCGAUCACCAUCUCCGGUACAGACUUCCUAUAAAACUAGCUCAGUCAGAACUACACAAACACGAAGAGCGCCAUCACCACCUCGAAGGAAAUUAACUGAAGAAGAAAAGCAGAGAAAAUUGGAAGAGAUGUCACAGAAUGCAGUAUGGAGAGAAGAACAGAGAGAAAGUAAUGUGAAGAGGUACAGAGAAGAAGAGCAGCAAAGAGAGAAAAAUGAAGUCAGGCCUAAAGAAGGUGGUUUUUUGAGUUCAAUAAUGAUGAACCACGCAUCCUCCAGCUCAGUGGAAGAUCGUCUGAGAAGAAAUAAAUAUAACAUACAGAGAACCCAGGUUGAUUUGGACAAGAAUUUCACACAGAAAUAA
Candidula unifasciata is the source of this 1680-nucleotide messenger RNA. NCBI's taxonomy places the organism in Eukaryota, Metazoa, Mollusca, Gastropoda, Stylommatophora, Geomitridae. The record is from the annotation of a GenBank genome assembly.